Messenger RNA from Symbiodinium sp. CCMP2456, 1992 nucleotides. The record is from the annotation of a GenBank genome assembly. NCBI's taxonomy places the organism in Eukaryota, Dinophyceae, Suessiales, Symbiodiniaceae.
AUGCAGGCUGAGCCUUUGCACUUCCAUGAGGUGGCGGCUGUUGCAGCCGCUGUGCCUGCCGUUUGGUGCACAGCACUACUGGCCCUUCACCUGUCCAACAAGAUUCCUACGUUCGGGAGCGCGUUCCCGGACAACCAACAAGAAGGCUUCUGGGGCACACUGCCGUCGGCAUGGGAUCAUCCCGAGCCCAACUACUUGGUAAGCGGCGUUGUGGGCGAGUUCUGGAGCGUCUUGACAACCAUCCCAGUGGCCGGGGCGCUGCUAUUGUACCUGGGGCUGCGCUUUGGCUAUGGCUCGAAGGUGAUGGCGAUCUACGCGGUCACCUGUUGUAUGUACUCAUUAGCCUUCACUGCGCAUCUGACGCUUCAGAUGCACAUUUUCUCCACGACUGUGAUUGCAGUGAUGAGCAACGCGCUGCUAACCUUCGUGAUGUUCAGCCACGUGGUGCACAGAGCCUUGGAGAGCGUCCUUUUACGUGGGGCGAUUGUCAUCGCUGCUGAGACAGUGCUGGUGAGUACGGUCGCGACUCUGCCAUACAGGCUAGAGCAUGGUGGAGUCUGGACUUUGUUCAUAGUUCAGGCUCCUGGGGUCUUCUUAGCCACUGCUCUGGCCGGCAUCAUGGCCCGGACUUCAAACAGGGCUGCAGAGAAAGCCACGUACGGCUUGGUCACCACUGCUGGCAGUCUUCUGAGCUCAGCGAUGGUCUUGUCGCUCGUGGAGUGCCUUGUUGGCUUCGAGUGGGGUUUCAUCGAGAGAUUCUGGGGCUUCCCGUGGCUGCACAUAGCCAUCCACAUGCUGGAGCAGGUUGGCAUUUACGUUUUCGGUGUGGGCGUUGCCGCUCUGGAGGCCCUGCUGUUGCGGCCAGACGCCUUCCAGGGGGCAGAGGUGCGCUACCUCGGUUGGUUUGUGUAUUUGUAUUAUCCUGGAAAGUCCGAGCCUCUGGCCAGCUUGCUCAAGAAUGCUGGUGACGUGGCCUGGGCCCAAUGUCUCUUGGCUACGGUGGCCAUGACUGCCUCAGGUGCACUGCAAGUGUGCCGCUUGCCGGGUCAUGUCGUGGACAUCCGGAGCCCGGCAGAGUUUCGGCAGCUUGUCAAGACGCGUCUGAUGGCGGAUAUGUACACUGCGCACCCCUGCGACUUCCAAGAUCUUGGCUCCUUGUCUGCAGCUGAAUCGGACCUGAUGCUUUGCCUUCCUGCCUCGCUUCUGGUACGCGGUAUCUGUCUGAUUGGUUCCGACAUGGAAGUCGACGGCGCGGAGCGAGUGGAGACGCUGACUGCCGGUGAGCUGAAAGAAGAGAUCGAGAGGUGCCAGGACGUCCCCGCCUACCGGCAGGAGCUCAUUUGUGGGUCAGAAGUCUUGGCUGACAGCGCUUGCUUGCGACAGGUGGCAAAGUCACACGAUGUGGAGCUGCAGCUGGUAAUCCAAGACAGACGCUGUGGAAUUCACUUGGGCAAGCUUGUCGAUGGUGCUUACUGCAGUUCUGGAUGCUAUGGGACUGUGGACGGUGCCUUCCUUAUGAAGGGGGCGAAUGAGUACGUCAAGUGGCCGAUCCAGCUUCCUGGGAACUUUUCAGUGCACACUCGCUUCCGCGUGGCUCACUCGGAGUUGACUGCUGUGCUCUUUGUUUUUUGGGACACGGCGCCGAAGGGAGCCAGACAUCCUUACUUCCAGUCCCACCAGAUGGACUGCGACGGAAGCUGGCUCGACCAAAUAGGCUUUGUGGUGAACCGCCAGGGCAGCCACAUCCUGAAGUCUGGCGCACACUGGGGCUCCGCCGUCCUCUUUCCGGGGGAAGUCAUGGAGCCUCAAGAGUGGUGUGGAGAAUGGCACGACGUUUCUCUGGAGCGCCAUUCCGGCCAGCUCACGGUGACCGUUGAUGGGAAGACCGCGAUGACGGCCAGCAUGACGUGGCGUGUGGCAGCAGUUGGCCUACGUCCACAUCAUGAGUCUCGCAGUGCCAUUCAGAUCCAGCGUCUGAGCUUGGAUUCCUGA